This is a messenger RNA of Mercenaria mercenaria, 1770 nucleotides long. RefSeq names its product ashwin-like. The coding region runs from base 39 to 728 and encodes 229 amino acids. The record is from RefSeq and is a predicted model, not a curated record. NCBI's taxonomy places the organism in Eukaryota, Metazoa, Mollusca, Bivalvia, Venerida, Veneridae. Gene Ontology annotation, cellular component: tRNA-splicing ligase complex. Gene Ontology annotation, biological process: embryonic morphogenesis. The transcript is spliced from 4 exons.
CGCCAUACUAGCGCCGCGGGGAAACAACAACAACAAAAAUGUCGAAAGUAGAAAUAAAACAGUUCGAUUGGCUUUAUCCUGAUCUCAUCCCAAGGAAUGAACUAAUUUCCAUAUUGAAACAGAGAUACAUAAAGACUGAGUCCUUGGAGCUACUUGACAAGGAUGAACUUGUGGAGCUGUACAAUAAAUAUAUUAUACCAUUGCCACAGAGAAAAUACAGGGUUAACCGAAGAGGUCAGGAAAUGUCAAAAAAGCAAGUUAUUGCAUCGAAGAAACGUAGACUUGCUUCUUCUGAUGAAGCAUCAGAUGAUCAACCAAAAAGUAAAAGACGAUCAGCAGGGAACCUACUUACAUCAUUUGACUUACCGUCAUCAGGGACGGGGGACAGACUAAAACCUCCGCCAUCUUGUAUCAAUUUUGAAAAAAAGAAAAUCAAGUUAAAUAAUAGUUCCAAAACUUCAACAGAAACACUCGCUGUGUCAUCAUCGUUAAACAAACUAAAAAUUAAUAAAGCAGAUGAUGUAAAAGAAGGCAGUAUAUCAGUUAAAAAGAUUAAAUUAACAGACAGUAGCAAUAACAAGUUAAAUGAUAGUGUCACAAGCAAGGAAGAUCAGACUUUAAGUGUCACAAGCAAAGAAGAUAAGAUGUUACAGAAGACACACAGCUCAAAUGAUGAUGCACAAGUAGAAGAGAAGCAGAGGAAGAUAACUAAGAUAUCCUGGCCAUAGACAACUGCAAAUCUCUCAGACAGACAUGCAAAACUGUAUCUCCCGAGGUAACAGUAACAGACACAAGCUACUGUUUUAUGUGUGAACCUGUGUAAACAUAACUACUGCAAGAACUGAUUUUGGGCUAGAACAUAGAGUCAAAGACAGUGUAGUAGGGGAAAAAAAUCUUUACACCAGAAAUAUUUUCAGACAAACGUGUGUGAUAUGUGAAAUAAUGAACUUCAAUAAACAACAGCAAGUGACAUUCAAAAUAAAAUAGAUGUGGCACAGUUUGCAUUAUACUGGUUCAAUAUCUGGUUUAUAUCUUUGUUAGAGUUACCUCCCCUGACCAGUAAUUGUCGCUGAUACAGCAGUAUGACAACUAUGUACAUGAUAAAAUACUUUUCAUGCCACUUAACAUGAUAACUAUGGUUACUGGAGAACAAACACCUGCCUUUGUAUUCCAUACACAGGUGGGAUUUAGCUAGUAAUUGUGAUUAAAAUGAAGAGACAGAAUUUAACUAUAAAAAUUGUGAAAUAGACAUCAUAUUGGUGAAACAGUGAUCUCAUUGUGUCAGACUGUGACAAGUGUAUGAAUGACUCUUUUGACUGUUGUUUAUAAAUGCUGCAUGAGUUUCCUAUGUUGCAACCAAAAUGUUGUGUGGAGAUAAUCUGGGCCAGAUAGUCAUUCCUGAAUGUUGAUUUGUUUGUUUUGGGUUUAAUGCCGUUUUUUCAACAGUAUUCUUGAAUGUUGAGGAAUAUCAAAGUAAAAGUAUAAUCCCAGGACGCAUUGAGUACUUCAAACACAGCCAGAGACACACCCUGGAAAGUGAGUCACCCAGUAAUUGGCAAUAAUGGAAAUGUUAUAACACUGUUACUGGGAUUUCAGUUAGAAAAUCUGCUGAUUAUGACAUGACAUUAUUGAUAAUAAAUGAAUCAUUCAUUCAUGUGGUAAUGCACAAGAAGGGCAGCAAUGUUUAUUUUGAAUUUUGCGAUUUUUAUACUGUGACUUUAUAAAUGCACUGUAUGAAAUAAUACAUAAGAAUUAUACAUCAGAAUGGUU